CAGCUUCACUUCACAGCUCUGCUCCACAGCGAGACUCCACAUCAGAGGACUUCAUCAGGACCGCACACCAUGGACCUGAUCACCAAAACUCUGUUCCUGUGCUCAGCACUCGCCCUCGCUAAUGGAGCGCCUGCACACACGCAGGACGCAGCAGCACACGAUGGAGAAGCCCAUGCUGCUGUGCCAGACCGGUGUGCAGGUAUUGAGUUUGACGCCAUCACUCCUGACGAGAAUGGAAUAACCUUCUUCUUCAAAGGUGCUCACAUGUGGAAGGGUUACCAUGGUCCAGCUCUGCUCUCCAACCAGUCCUUCAAGGAGCUGGAUGACAUCCAUCACAUCGGCCAUGUCGACGCUGCCUUCCGCAUGCACAACCCCGCGAACCAGGACGUGCACGAUCACAUCUAUUUCUUCCUGGACGACAAGGUGUUCAGGUAUUUCAACCACAGUCUGGAGGACGGGUACCCGAAGGAGAUCCAGGAGGAAUUCCCAGGAGUCCCCACUCACCUGGACGCUGCGGUGGAGUGUCCCCAUGGAGAGUGCACCGAAGACUCAGUUCUCUUCAUUAAGGGACAUGACGUGCAUGUUUAUGAUAUUGCCACAAAGACAGUGAAGACCAAGACUUGGGCCCACCUGCCCGUCUGCACCUCUGCUUUACGCUGGAUGGAGGGCCACUACUGUUUCCAUGGACACAACUUCACCAGGUUCAACCCAGUAUCCGGAGAGGUGAGCGGCAACUACCCAAAAGACGCCCGCGACUACUUCAUGAGGUGCGCUGACCACGGUCAUGGAGGUGGCUCUAAAGUCCGGAAAUGCAGUGAGGUAAAAUUGGACGCCAUUACCACUGACGAUGCAGGCAAAACAUAUCUCUUUGCAGGUCCUAUCUACAUGCGUCUGGACACCCAUCGUGACGGCUUUCACGCCUUCUUGAUCACCAGGACGUGGAAGGAGGUGACCGGCGGGGUGGAUGCCGUCUUCUCCUACUCUGACAAAACCUACUUGAUUAAGGACGAUCAGGUUUACAUCUACAAAGCAGGUGUUCCCUACAUCCUGGUGGAAGGCUACCCCAAGACCCUGAAGGAGGAGCUUGGCAUUGAAGGACACGUGGACGCAGCUUUUCACUGUCCCGGUGAACACACCGUUCACGUAAUCCAAGGACAACAUAUGCGUGACGUUGACCUCACUGCCACGCCCAGGGUGGUGACCCGAGACGUGCCCUUGCCCGUGUCCGACAUCGAUGCUGGUUAUUGUGGCUCAGACGGAGUUAAGAUUUUCAAGGGCUCGCAGUUUUACCACUAUGAGAGCCCCAUGAUACUGGCUAUGGGCAAAAUUGCCCCUGAGCUUCAUAAUAUCACCCCAGAAAUGAUGGGAUGUCAGGAAUAGGACUCAGGGAAGAGAGGAUAUUUCACAGUGAUCUGCCACCCCGAAGCAAAAGGAACUAAGUGACAUCUGUCCGUCUCAAAACCAUCUCACUCAUUAAACUCAUAUAUGAGAUUGUGAAAAAUCCUCCUCCCCUGCAAAGUGGAGUUUGAGUUCUUUGGUGAAUAAAAAGAAAAAAUAGAAAAAAGAAAA
Seriola dumerili (greater amberjack) is the source of this 1569-nucleotide messenger RNA. It is a transcript of the gene hpxb, whose product is annotated as hemopexin. The transcript has 10 exons. NCBI's taxonomy places the organism in Eukaryota, Metazoa, Chordata, Actinopteri, Carangiformes, Carangidae. Gene Ontology annotation, molecular function: heme transmembrane transporter activity. Bases 70 to 1380 code for a protein of 436 amino acids. The record is from RefSeq and is a predicted model, not a curated record. Gene Ontology annotation, biological process: heme transport; intracellular iron ion homeostasis.